Messenger RNA from Salvia miltiorrhiza (redroot sage), 738 nucleotides. RefSeq names its product monothiol glutaredoxin-S5-like. The transcript has a single exon. The coding region runs from base 66 to 494 and encodes 142 amino acids. The record is from RefSeq and is a predicted model, not a curated record. Lineage: Eukaryota; Viridiplantae; Streptophyta; Magnoliopsida; Lamiales; Lamiaceae.
AAACCACUCACAUUUUUCUUUCCCCCUUUCCUCUCUCUCUCUCUCUCAUUUAACUACCACUCACCAUGCAAAAGGCGCUACACUACAGGAACCUGCUGCCCCCGGCCGCCUCCGCCGGCGGAUCCGCCAUUCCGCCGCCGGGAGACAACGAAUCCGGGGGAGAAUCCGUGGCUGGCGCCGUGAAUUUGAGAAAGCUGGUGGCGGAGAACGCGGUGGUGGUGUUCGCGCGGAAGGGCUGCUGCAUGUGUCACGUGGUCAAGCUAUUGCUGAACGGCCACGGCGUCAAUCCGACUAUUCUCGACGUCGACGAGCAGAACGAAGGCGAUGUAACUAAUCAGUUGUCGAGGAUCGCCGGCGGCGUCGGCUCCGCGCCGCCGUUUCCGGCCGUGUUCGUAGGCGGAAAACUUUUCGGAGGGCUGGAGCAGGUGAUGGGAGCUCAUAUCUCCGGCGAAUUGGUGCCGAGAUUAAGAGAAGCUAGGGCUUUAUGGCUUUGACGGAGUCUCUCUCGAUCCUCUGGAAUUUUUGGAUUAGAAAGACUUUAAUAUUCUCUCUCUCUUUCUUUUUUUUUGUUUGAAUUUCAUGAAAACGUUUACUUGAAAGAUUGCCAAGAGCAGAAGUGGAGGUCGGAAAAUCUCGGGGUUGAUUUUUGUACAUAGUGUUUACAUUAGAUGCAUCAUUUUGGGUCUUCAUUACCUAUAGUUUUUUAAUAUUUUUAUUAUUUAUAUUUAUAUUCUUCAA